AUGCCCCAGAGCAGCACCAUGGUGGACGUGGGCAAGUGGCCAAUCUUCACCUUGCUGUCUCCUCAGGAGAUAGCUUCCAUUCGGAAGGCCUGUGUGUUUGGGACCUCAGCCAACGAAGCUCUCUACAUCACACACAACGACGAGGUCUUUGUUUUUGGGCUGAACUGCAGUAAUUGUUUGGGAACUGGAGAUAAUCAGAGCACGAUAGUACCAAAGAAAUUAGAAGCAUUAUGUGGAAAGAAGAUUUCCAGUCUCAGUUAUGGAAGUGGACCCCAUGUUGUACUUUGCACUGAAGACGGUGAAGUGUAUGCUUGGGGACAUAAUGGUUACAGUCAGCUGGGGAAUGGCACAACCAAUCAGGGCAUCACUCCUGUUCAAGUCUGCACAAAUCUGUUGAUAAAGAAAGUUGUGGAAGUGGCGUGUGGCUCUCAUCAUUCCAUGGCACUGUCCUUUGAUGGAGAUCUGUAUGCUUGGGGCUAUAACAACUGUGGGCAAGUUGGAUCUGGAUCUACAGCAAACCAGCCAACGCCUCGCAGAGUUUCCAACUGCUUACAGGGGAAAAUGGUGGUUGGCAUUGCUUGUGGCCAGACCUCCUCCAUGGCUGUGAUAAACAACGGUGAGGUGUAUGGCUGGGGCUACAAUGGCACUGGCCAGCUGGGCCUGGGCAACAACGGGAACCAGCUGACGCCGUGCAGGGUGGCGGCGCUGCACGGGGUCUGCGUGCUCCAGAUUGCCUGUGGCUAUGCGCACACGCUGGCACUAACCGAUGAGGGGUUGCUCUAUGCCUGGGGAGCUAACACUUAUGGGCAGCUGGGAACGGGCAAUAAGAGCAACCAGCUAAGCCCGGUGCAGAUCAUGAUGGAAAAAGAAAGGGUGGUGGAGGUG
Molecule: messenger RNA, 885 nt
Organism: Merops nubicus (carmine bee-eater)
Lineage: Eukaryota; Metazoa; Chordata; Aves; Coraciiformes; Meropidae
Product: RCC1 and BTB domain-containing protein 1-like
Exons: 7
Source: RefSeq, a predicted model, not a curated record